Messenger RNA from Selaginella moellendorffii, 5375 nucleotides. RefSeq names its product pentatricopeptide repeat-containing protein MRL1, chloroplastic. The record is from RefSeq and is a predicted model, not a curated record. Bases 40 to 2850 code for a protein of 936 amino acids. Lineage: Eukaryota; Viridiplantae; Streptophyta; Lycopodiopsida; Selaginellales; Selaginellaceae. Gene Ontology annotation, molecular function: protein binding. The transcript is spliced from 26 exons.
UGUGGGGGGAGAGUUUUGAUUGAGGUUUUAGGCGCGGGCAUGGAGGCCGCCGCGGCAUCGGCAUCGGUGGCUAUGGCGGCCUCUUCUUCCUCGUCCGCCACAGCAUCACAAUCCAGGGCGGCAUCGCAAUGCUGCAAGGCGACGGGAUCCUCGCCGCGCCACAAUCGCCAGCAUCCGAGGAAGCAGGGUUUCGGCGGAUCUUCUUCCUCCAGGUGUGGAGCUCACCCCGGCGACUCGGAUUUCUUCUUCGAUGCGGCAUUGGCGGCCACGGCAGCGGCGGCCGCGGUUCUCCCCAUGUACUGGUUCUAUGUGCAUUCGUCGUCGGCCGCCUCCAAAUCCAGGGAUAAUCGCCAAGAAUUUCGAGAAUUCGGCAGCUCCAGCGGCAUUGGAAGCGAGGAUUUUCGGCAGUUUGACACAGCGGUGGCCGUUCUUGAGCAACGAGGAGGUCUAGAAAUCGAAGUCGAGCAUGGGAAGCUACAGGCUCCCACUGCAUUUACUUCGCGAGAGUUUCAAGAAAUCUCUUCUCCAGCCCAGAAUUCGUCGACUUCCCGAGAUGAUUUGGCCCAGGUUGCCGAGUUUAGUCCCAUUCGCCUUUUAGAAAGCGACGAAAGGCAUACUCCCGAAUUACCAGCCAAGGAGGAGACCGUGUUAGAACAGGCAGUAAAAAAAUUCACCAGGAUGCCAUCGCCUCGAGGACAAGAGGAUCUCAUCGCCUACGACAGACUUAUAAGAGCUCGAAGAAUUCGAGAGAGUUUGGAGGUUCUCGAGGAGAUGGAGAAGAAAGGAACCUUGGAUAUGAACAAGGUCUAUCAUGCACGAUUCUACCAAGAAUGUAAAAGACAAUUGGCUGUGGAAGAGGCUUUCAGAUACACCGGGUUGAUCAAGUCUCCAACGCUUAGCACUUAUAAUAUGCUUCUUUCAGUCUGCUGCAACGCAAGAGAUACGAAUGGGGCUUUUGGAGCUUUCGCGGCACUGAAACGAGCUGGUUUUAAGCCAGACUGCAUGAUUUAUACUACUCUAAUCUCAACUUGUUCAAAGGCUCUGAAGACGGAUCUUGUCUUUCAGGUUUACCGUGAAAUGGAAAGUGUUGGCGUUGAAGCCAACCUUCUUACAUACGGAGCGAUCAUCGAUGGCUGUGCCCGAACUGGCGAACUCGCAAAGGCUUUUGGAAUUUACAGAAUCAUGCUCUCAAAGAAAAUAAAACCCGAUCGAGUCAUUUUCAACUCGCUUAUCAACGCUUGUGGUCGGUCUGGCGCGGUGAAAAGAGCAUUCGAAGUUUUCACAGAGUUGAAGUCUGAAAGUCUUAUCAAUCCAAAUCACGUCACAAUGUGUUCGCUCAUAGACGCCUGCUCAAAAGCAGGAGAUGGAGACUCCGCCUAUGAAGUUUACACAAUGAUGCGCAAGCGUGGAAUCGGAGGAUGCCCAGAGCCUUAUACAGCAGCUGUUCAUGCAUGCAGCAGUAGUGGCAAUUUGGAGCGUGCAUUUUCCAUCUACGAUGAUAUGAAGAAAGAUGGUGUGAAAGCAGACGAGAUUUUCUUUAGUGCUUUGAUUGAUGUUGCUGGGCAUGCUGGUAAAAUCAACUGCGCUUUUGAUGUAUUACAAGAAGUUGAAAAGUACUCUCUUGUUCCUGGUCCUGUGAUAUUCAGCUCCCUAAUGGGAGUCUGUAGCAAUACAGGAAACUGGGAGAAAGCUAUAUUUCUUUACGAAAAUAUACAGGCAGUGGGAAUUCGACCCAGCGUUUCUACUCUUAACGCUCUUAUGACAGCCUUGUGUCGAGGGAAGCAAUUCCAGAAUGCGCUCCAAAGCUUGGAAGAGCUGAAAGAAGCGGGGGUUUCUCCUAAUCAAUUAACUUACAGUAUUUUGCUGGAGGCUUGUGAGAAGGAAAACGAGGCUGGCAUCGCUCUCAACUUGUACACCCACGCAAUUGCGGAUGGUAUAGUUCCAAACUUGGCUAUGUGUGACAACAUAAUAGGUAUUUGUCUGGAAGGCAUCCAGAGCUCCAUUGGACCUCCGAAGCUUGCUUCCUCGGUUAACCCGUUGUGGAUGGUAGACGACAAUCAGAAACCGCAUGGCCAAUGGCUUUCCUGGGCCCUUGCAUGUUUCCGCCAGACACUUUCGGGUGGAGCACAGCCUACACUGCCAGUACUUUCGAGACUACUCGCUUGUCUACGAAUUCCAGAGUCAUCCGAAAGAGCAGAUACUGGUCUCGUGUUCCAAACUUCCUCUCCAAACAAGCACUUGGUGGAGGGUUUUGGAGUUUACGACCCUCGAGCCUCAGCUUUGUACGAGGAAGCCUCAUCAAUCGGUGUAGUGCCAGCAUUCAAAUGCGACGGCGAGCCGAUCGUUUUCGAAGCAGAUGGACUGCCUAUUUACACGGCGGAGGUGUGUUUGCUUACGAUACUGAAGGCCCUUCGGCGUCGCUGUGCAGCCGGCGCAGAACUUCCUUUUGUCAUCAUAAAGUUCGAGACAACAAGGAAAUCGGUGAUCCUCCCGGAUGGACGAGUAAAAGCCAUUACAGUUACCAGGAGGAACGGUCAAGCUUUGGCUGCGCUGCUGAGAAAACUUAAACUUCGUUUCAAUGGAAAGGAGAGCCUGGGGAAGAUCCGGUUGCAUCCAGUAGCUCUCUCGCAGUGGUUCAAGCCCUCGGCGGCGACGCCAUCACCAUCGUCGCCCGCCAAGGCACGAGUGGAUCACGCAAACUUGGGAGUGCUUCCCAGGCCCCUCAUGCUGGGGAAGAGCAUCGCUGAGCAGCAGCGAGCCAUACGAAUGGGGACGCCGCUUCCAUCCGAGAGGAGGCAAGGAUCCAGCCUCAACCAUCGCUUUAGAAAGAUCUCGCCCAACCAAGAAUGAAGCAUGAAAGUUUUGAGUAGAGUGGAGCUACGAGAAAAAAUGUCGAUUUGUGGUAGAAUGGCAAAUAAGCAAGCGAAGGUCUUCUAGCAAGCUAAACAGUCUUUUGGUUCGGUGGGCCUUUAGUAAAACUAAAGGCUUUUAUUAGGUUAAAAAUGUGAAGAGAUUUUAGGGUUCUUCGCUAGAGCUCGAAAUUUAGGGGAUGGAAGCCGAGAGAAUGCGCCUUACACUCCGCGGCCACGCUCUCUUGGAGCUGCUGCGGCCCGCAAGCCAUCACGCCGACGCUCACACCCUUCCUCCGCCUCCUCGCGUGCUCGAAGAAGAUCUCUGGAAUCCCACAAAUUCCUCUCGUAAGUGAUCAAUCGAGAAGAAAAAGAGUGAGAAUUCUUCCACUCACCUGGAUAGUCUGGCCGGCAUCCAAAAUGCACAUCCGUGAGCAUCACUGGAUCCUCCUCCACCACGAAUGGGAGCUCCAUUUUCAUCCCCAUCACCGCUCCAAUCCUCCGCUCCUUCCACCACGUCCACGCCACCGCCGUGCUCCCUCCAAACACCACCACCGCCGCCAAGUACUCGAGCAGCGCGAUCGUCCCCGUGGAAGGCUUGUUGUAGAUGUGAUAGACGUUGUGAUCCAGCGGGAACACGAUGAAUCGCCGGAUCACUCCCGAGAGAAGUAAGUAUCCUCCGAAACUUGCCAGGAUCACUGCUGCGUGGAGAGCGUAGCUUUGCGUGCCUGUGACUGCCUUAAACUUUGGUUUCUUGUGCGUGAGGUACUUCUCGUAUUGCGUUCCUGUGAAGAGGAUUGUCUCGUGAGAGUUGGAUGGCUUGUUCUUGAGGUCCGUGGCGUCUUGUCUUGUGAGGUACGCGUGGAUUUGGAGAUUGAGGAGAUAGGAAAAGUCUGGACAGAUCGACCAGGGUGACACUGAUUCUAAAACACUGAGCUCGUCCGAGUUUCGUAAAGUCCAGAUGAGCUCGAUCUUUUCCGGAAGUGAUCUCUGGCCGGUUUGGAUCUGGACGAACACCUCCUUGAGAAUUGGGAUGAAGGGUGUGAUCCCACUGCCUCCAGCGACGAACACCAGGAUCGAGUAGCUAGAAGAAGAACUAAGUCUAAGCUGUGUCCAUAGGGGCCUUCGAUGAUCGCGUCGACGUGAUAGUUCUUGGGGUUGGUCACGUAGUUCCUGAGCUUCUUUGUCCAAGAUCCUUUGGAUUUGAUGACCACGGAGAUCUUGUAGUCGUCCACGUUUGAGUUGGUGGUCACUGUGAAAGGAUGCCACUGGAGCUUAGACACUGUUGGGAUGUUGAGAAACAUAAUGCUCGAGGCUGGAUAUCGCAAACCUGGUUAGCUCCAUCAUGUCCGAGGAUAUUAGCUUUGCAGAAACCAUAUCGACAUGCCUCCGCGACUGGAGGUACCUGAGGAGUCUAUCAACGAAGAACAGGACCAUACCAGCCGCUAUUGUCUCCAGGCCUCGAUCUCCAGCGUGGACGGCGAAGCUAAAGAUGAAGACGAUGUAGAGCUGUGAUCCACAUGAUAAGGCUUGUGGCGAAGGCCACCGAGGCUCCGAUUCCAGCGAGGUCGAACCUUCCACCUUGGUUGAUAAACUUGAAGAGUAAAAACCAAAAACCAUGCGAGCUCGUCAGAGAGAAUGAGAUAAGCAACGGAGUGACCCGUCCAGAGAACCAAAGUAAUGUUUGCUACCCAGAUGUGGUACUUGACGGAAUGCUCGAAAGGAAUGUUCACCAAGUGGAGAAUUGAGGCGGUUCUUGCGACUGGGAAGAACAGGAAAGCGAACGGGACGAGUCCAGCAUAACCAAGCUCGUAUCCAAUGAUUUCACAUCUUCUGAGCCACCUAUAAAGAAAAAAAAACCGAAGGGGUCCUUCAAUCCACUGCUGUCCAGGAUCAUGGAUCUUGUCCAGCAAAGUUUUUAUCGGCCGCCAUGUCGACCAUGCACACAGGAGUACGAAUGCCGCUAGAACAAAGAGCUCUACUCCAGAAAUGAGCGAGAGUAUUGGCGCUUUGAUCAGUGCUGGUCGAGACCAAGCAUUGCGUAUGGAGUCUGGCAGCCUGAAAGCAUUCCCGGAGAUGAUAAAUGUUGCCGAAGAAAGCUAUGAAAAUCACAGGCACAACGUAGAGGAUCGCAUACGAUGCUGUGAUAAGAAUGGCAAAUGCCCUGGAGUCGUUCUUGUCAAGAAUGAGACCCCAGAACUUAUACCAAGCUUGCGUUGGCAGCAUGAUCCAGUUGAAGAUCCAUCCCGCAAAAACGAAGAUGAAUACGAGUUGAACUACAACAUGAACACGCGUAGUGUUCUUCAUCGUGGUUCUUCUCGAUGAGCUCCAUGCUCGCGAAACAGGCUUUUAUAUGUGCUGGAUGAGAUGGAGUGGGAUCGACGGAGCCAUUUCGAGUAGCAACCAGCACAAACGUUUGGAGUGAAGCACUGUUUCUUGUCACUUUGUUUGUGCUUUCUACUUGAUCUUUGUUAGGCACUGUUUUACAUGGUAACACUAUGCCAGUUUUUUUGGCCCUUCUCACAA